Molecule: messenger RNA, 672 nt
Organism: Carlito syrichta (Philippine tarsier)
Lineage: Eukaryota; Metazoa; Chordata; Mammalia; Primates; Tarsiidae
Gene: ELSPBP1
Product: epididymal sperm binding protein 1
Exons: 5
Coding region: 1-672 (223 amino acids)
Cellular component (GO): cell surface
Molecular function (GO): heparin binding
Source: RefSeq, a predicted model, not a curated record
AUGAACCGAUGGUCCAGUUACCUGUUGGGGUGGACAAUCUUGCUCCUCUAUUUCUACGAGAUAAGUGGAAAUACGAAAGAGGCAUGCGUCUUUCCCUUUAUCUACAAGGGGUCUGUUUACUUCUCUUGCACCAGAACCAACAGCUUCUCCCCUUGGUGUGCAACCAGAGCCGUGUACAAUGGCAGAUGGAAACACUGCACGACUGAAGAUUACCCACGAUGUGUCUUCCCCUUCGUCUAUCGAGGAGAGUCCUACGACAGCUGCAUUACGGAGGGCAGCCUCUUUGGGAGGCUGUGGUGCUCGGUCACCUCCAGCUUUGAUGAGAUACAUCAGUGGAAAUUCUGCGAAACCAAUGAGUAUGGGGGAAAUUCUUUCAGCAAGCCCUGCAUCUUCCCCUCCAUCCACAGGGAUAGCAUGGUCUUUGAAUGCCUUGAAGAUGAAAGCAACAAGCUCUGGUGCCCGACCACAGAGAACAUGGACAAGGAUGGAAAGUGGAGUCUCUGUGCGGACACCAGAAUUUCCUCCUUGUCUCCUGGCUUCCCCUGCCGCUUCCCAUUCAACUAUAAAAACAAGAAUUAUUUCAACUGCAUCAGAACAGGAUCAGAGGGGAAUUUUCCAUGGUGUGCAACGUCCUACAACUAUGACAAAGAUCACACCUGGGUGUACUGUUGA